CAAACGGUGAACACAUGGCUCGGUCGUCUCUUGACUAGUUGACUUUAUGGUCUAAAAAGUACUUAUAAUCAGUAAUUUCUAUAAUUAAUAUAUUAAAGUCUUUACUCUAUAUUACAUUACUACGAUUAGUUUGUUUGAACAAUUGUCAUUUAUUUUCACUGCGUAUAUCUAUAACUUAAUACUAAAAUAUUAUUGUUUAUUUAUAAUGUCAGAAAAAGAAGUAUCGGUACGCGGUAUGCCCAAAUGUGGACGAUUUUGGAAAACACCUAAAACCAAAUUUUCGUCAAUCAACAAAACAAAGGGUUUAAAAUUGUCUUUUGAACGUAAACAAAAACUUAGAGAAGACAUUAAAAAAACUAGAGAGUUGUCUAGAACUUUGAUUAAUGAAAGAAAUGCAGAAAAUGAAGCUAGGAAAGAACGACGACGUGAAAAUAUCAAACGACGUGCAGAAAAUCAAAGGAAAUCUGAAGUUGUUCAAGUGAUUAAGAACCCUGCCAAAAUUAAGAGAAUGAGGAAAAAGGCAAUGAGGCAAAUUGAAAAAAGAGAUACAUUAAAUAUCAAAUAAUAUUCUCAUUUUUGAAAUAUAAUUAAUUAACAAUUGUAAUAUAAAAUAAACUUUAAAUAUAAUUUUUUUUAUUUUA
Molecule: messenger RNA, 641 nt
Organism: Myzus persicae (green peach aphid)
Lineage: Eukaryota; Metazoa; Arthropoda; Insecta; Hemiptera; Aphididae
Product: coiled-coil domain-containing protein 86
Exons: 3
Coding region: 206-565 (119 amino acids)
Cellular component (GO): nucleolus
Source: RefSeq, a predicted model, not a curated record